Molecule: messenger RNA, 981 nt
Organism: Hymenoscyphus albidus
Lineage: Eukaryota; Fungi; Ascomycota; Leotiomycetes; Helotiales; Helotiaceae
Source: the annotation of a GenBank genome assembly
AUGGCAACAACCAGUCUCAACAACGACGACUAUCAGAUUGGGAUUGUUUGUGCUUUGCACAUUGAGUGGGCAGCCAUGAUCGCAAUGCUGGACCAGGAGCAUGCAUCAUUGCCCAAAGACAAAGCGGACUCGAACGAGGACACCUUUGGAAGUAUCGGGGAGCAUAAUGUGAUCAUUGCAUGCCUGCCAGCAGGCUCGAUGGGAACCACACCGGCUGCAACCGUGGCCGGCAAUAUGCUGCGAAGUUUUUCGAUCAAAUUCGGCUUGAUGGUUGGUAUUGGAGGUGGAGUAUGGAGUAAGAGCAACGAUAUCAGGCUUGGGGAUAUUGUUGUGCGUCAACCCACGGGGAAACAUGGAGGUGUCGUUCAGUGGGACGAAGGGCAUGCCAAGGAAGGCAGGUUGGAAAGAAGAGGGCAAUUGGACAGACCACCAAAAGUACUUCUACACGCACUCCAAUCCUUGAAAACCAAGGGCGAAAUGGAAGAACUGGGAAUCUCAACAGCGCUUGAAUAUAUGGCAACAAACAAGCCCAAGAUGGCUAAGGGUCCCAACAAAUACACAUACCCGGCUUUGGUUGAUCGGCUUUUUAAGGCUUCAUAUCCCCACACGACGGACGAUAAUAGCGACGAUAACACAUGCGACAAAUGCGAUACAGAAGAAACGACUACACGAGAGGACAGGGAGGAUCUACAACCUGAGAUAUUCUACGGAAAUAUUGUCUCGGGAAAUUCGGUGAUGAAGAACAGCAAGCAACGCGAUGAUAUUGCAAAACAAGAGGAGGUGCUCUGCUUUGAGAUGGAGGCGGCAGGACUUAUGAACAAUUUCCCGUGUUUGGUUAUUCGAGGUAUCGCAGACUACUCGGAUUCUCACAAGAAUAAGAUGUGGCAGCGCUAUGCAGCAGCAACAGCUGCUGCUUUCGCAAGGGUAUUUUUGGGAUUCGUUGAUAAACAAAAGUUGGUUGAAACUCCAAGUAAGUCUUGA